AAGAUACAAGGUCAGUAACCCAACCCCCCAUCUAACACACUGAAAAACACACGGAAAAUACAGAAAUUAUUUGAUCCCCUACGCAAGCUGUAGUUAAUUGUUGAUUGAUGGAUUGAGCUGGAUGACACCCAAAGCUAAUCUACGGACAGAUGCAUGAUAUGUCAGAUGUGUUUUUUACUUGAUUCCCCCCCUCCCCCCAGCAGUGGAGAUGACGUUAUAUUUAUGUGUGGAUUUCACAAUGGAUUUAUUAUAAAAGGCUCGCAAGCCCUGUUUGCGUGUGACCCGAGCUCAGGACAGCUGUCCUUGAUGGGCCAUACGAGCUUCUCUUAUCUUGCCUUCCUUUAACAUGAUGGAGUGACAAGUAACACAAAAACUAGAUGCUGCUGGGAAGGUGAACCUCUCUGUGAGGAUGAUGUCGUGAAUCAACUGUGAUGGAGAAUAAGAAGAAAGAAGGAGUUAGCUUUUGCUGUAACUAGGGGGACAAGGGACAAAGGAGCAGAGAAAACACUCCUCAAAGGGUUCUUGACCUGAUAUUUGAAGGACUGAGACAUUAAUUGGCAUACUGCACACACAAGAAUAAUUUCGUGGAGAAAAGUCAUUGGAAUUAUUUGUGGAAUCACUGGUGGAGCCACAGACAUGGGGAGGAGAGAGUCCUGAGAGCGUCUGAGAGCAGUUGGUGAGGUUUCGUUUUGCCGGGUUCCAUGCGUUGUAAAGAUGGGGACACUGGUCAGACCAGCGCUACUGCUACUUUUAUGGCAGGGUGUUUGGGCUUUGGACAUCCCUCUGGAAGUCAGGCAGCCCCCAACCAUCAUAAAGCAGUCAAUGAAAGAACACAUUGUUGACCCCAAAGACACCAUGGUCAUAGAAUGUGAAGCCAAAGGAAACCCUCAUCCCAUUUUCUCAUGGAGGCGUAAUGGGAAGUAUUACAAUGUGGCACGUGACCCUCAAGCAUCGAUGCGCAGGCGAUCAGGCACGCUGGACAUCUAUGCCUGGAACAAUCCAGAACAGUAUGAGGCGGAGUAUCAGUGCAUUGCCUCCAAUGAGUAUGGAUCUGCAUACUCCAACAAAAUCAGACUACGACUAUACAGAGCUCCCGUGUGGCCCAGAGAGAUCCUGGAGCCUGUGGAGAUCAGUGCUGGCUUGCCUCUGGUCUUGUCCUGUGACCCCCCACCUGGGCCACCUAAACCUGAAACUUACUGGAUGUCCAGCUGCUCACAUGCAAGACCUUUCAACUGGCCCAUUCAGACAGCUUUCCCCACCAUGCAGCCUGUGCGGCAGGACCGCAGGGUAUCAAUGGGAGUGAAUGGGGAUCUAUACUUCUCUAACGUCCUGUUCAACGACUCUGCUGCUGAUUACUGCUGUAAUGCCCGCCUCCCCUACAAGAAUGUCAUCCAGCAGAAGAUGCCUGUGGUUGUUAAAGUUCUUACUACUCGUUCAGUGGUUGAGGCUGCUCCCACCUGGCUGUCUCCCACAGGCUCGUCCAGCUCCAUACUGGUCCUACUUGGGGAAGAACUGCUCCUGGAGUGUAUCGCUGCAGGAGUGCCAACUCCUCAUAUCACGUGGACCAAGAACGGUGAGGACCUGGUUGUGAGGUCACCCAUGAAAGUAAAAAACUUCAAUAAGAUGAUUCAAAUCCCAAAAGCUUCUUUUGAUGAUGCGGGUGAAUACGUCUGCACUGCCUCGAAUAAGAUAGGAUACAUUACGCACACAAUAACAGUUAGGGUCAAAGCGGUUCCAUUCUGGCUGGAGAAGCCCACCAAUUUGGUUUUGGCCCCUGAGCAAAAUGGCCGCUUGACAUGUCGUUCUGAUGGCGUUCCUCGUCCCACAAUCAGCUGGUUCAUCAACGGAGAACCAAUUGAGACUGCUACACUUCAGCCAAACACACAGGUGUCAGGAGACAUGCUGACUUUCCACAGUGUGACCACUUUAAACAAUGGUGUCUAUCAAUGCAAUGCUUCCAAUCAAUAUGGGUACCUAUUCGCCAAUGCUUUUGUCAAUGUGCUACAUGCAACUCCACGUAUUCUCGGGCCGAGGAAUGAACUCCUCAAGGUGACAGAGGGCAGUCAUACCUUCUUAGAUUGCCGCUACUUUGGUUCACCAGUUCCUGAGCUGCGAUGGUCUAAAUAUGGACAGGGGAAUCUUGAAGGAAAUCGUUUUAAGACCCACAGUAACGGGACCCUGGAGAUAAAACGCAUACGGAUAGAAGACCAGGGAACUUACGUAUGUAUAGUCAGCAAUGUUGCGGGAAGAGAUGAGAGUCAAGUGCGAAUAGAGGUCAAAGAGCCCACUUUAAUUGUCACAAGACCAAAGAGUAUGAAAGUCAUCCGUGGAACUGAUGUGCGCUUUGAGUGUGGUGUAAAAGCAGAUCCCACUACUCCUGUCACAACCACCUGGAUGAAAGACAAAAAGCCAAUCACUCUGGGCUGGAGAAUUUCUCUAGAUGAAUCAAAUCUGGUCAUCACUAACGUAAACAGAGACAACGAGGGGAAUUAUACAUGUGUCAUCAAGACUGAACUGGAACAGAAGUCUGCAUCAGCACACUUAAUGGUGAUGGAUCGUCCAGAUCCUCCCACUAGCUUGGAGUUGUCAGAUCCAUAUGAACGUAGUGUAAGACUCAGUUGGGUCCCUGGAGACAGCAACCACAGCCCUAUUACGGGCUACUUAGUGCAGUAUGAUGAUGAUGACUGGUUGCCUGGGAAGUGGAAAAACCUGUCAAUGUACCCAGGGAACCUCAACUCUGUCAUUCUGCAUCUUUCACCUUUCACCUACUACGAGUUCAGAGUCAUCGCUAUCAAUGAAAUAGGAAUGAGUCGCCCUAGUCGUCCAUCUAUGCGCUUCCAAAGCAGCGGCGCACCCCCAGAUGCCGUUCCAAAGAACCUAAAGGGGGUGGGUACGUGGAGGAAUAACAUGGAGAUCAGCUGGGAGCCUCUAACCUACAGAGAGUGGAACGGACCUCACCUGAAGUAUCUGGUGUGGUGGAGAAGGAGAGAUUCCCGAGAGGAGUGGAAGAAUGCAACCACUAAAUGGCUGAAAUACUACAUCUAUGAUGCAGAUACCUUCACUCCUUAUGAGAUCAAAGUCCAAGCUGUCAACGACUUUGGGCUUGGUCCAGAGUCUCCUGUUGUCAUUGGUUACUCUGGGGAAGACCGUCCCUUAACUGCACCCCUGAACCUGAGAGUGUCCGACAUUGAGAGCACUCAAGUGACUGUGCACUGGGACCCAGUGGCACACAACACCAUUAUGGGAGAACUGAAAGAAUACAAGGUCUACUAUUGGAGGGACAGCAGUCAGUUGCGGUGGCUGAGGGUCGACAGAGCAAUGAAGUCUCAAGCAUUCCCAAACAACGAUCCAGAGCCCUCUGGAGUUGUCCCUGGGCUGAUCCCCUAUAGCAACUACAAGAUGUAUAUGGUGGUGGCAAACAAUCGGUUUGAAGGUCCGCCCAGUAAUAACAUACACUUCUCAACACCAGAAGGAGUACCAUCUGUUCCCAGAUCCUUUAGGAUCCAGCAGCGACAUCUGGACAGUAUUUAUGUUGACUGGGAUCUGCCGGCAGAACCCAACGGCAUCAUCUCCGGAUAUUCCCUCAAGUACCAGACAGUGAAUGCCACCAGGGGAGAGGAACUGCGAGUUGAGGAGUUCCCUCCAAAUGUAACAAGUUUUUCAAUACGGCGUUACGACCGCUACACUCGAUACAGGUUCUCCGUGGCAGCACGAACAGCGAUUGGCAUAGGGGAGUGGCAUACGGAGGAGUCACCUCACUACACCACUGAAAUUUAUGCUCAGGACCAGGUGGACAUCUCCACUCAAGGCUGGUUCAUCGGGAUAAUGUGUGCUGUGGCUCUCAUUGUGCUCAUCCUACUCAUAGUCUGCUUCAUCAAGAGGAGCCGAGGGGGGAAAUACCCAGUACGGGAAAAAAAAGAUAUUUCACUGGAGCCAGUGGAUGACAAAGAUCAGGAGGGAUCAUUUGACUACAGGUCUCUUGAAAGGAUAGCACGUGUCUCCACUCUGCCUUACCCCCGGCGAGAGGAGGAAAAGGGGCUUCAAAGAAGCCAGCUGUCUAUGGAGGCAAUGAUAAAGCGAUCAGACAGUGAUGACAGCCUCGUGGACUAUGGCGAAGGAGGAGAGAUAUCGUUCAACGAGGACGGCUCCUUCAUCGGCCAGUACACAGGAACCAGAAGAGAUGUUAGGGAGCUGGACUUUGGUGGAAGUCUGGAGCUCCACUCUCCAAUGAAUACCAUCUAUUCUCUGGCAUAAAACUCAAAAUUCAAAUUGUCUUCCUGAGUUCAGAUCAGAUCAGAAUUAAGAACUGGUUUGUUUGCAGGAGGGAACAGUCGGGACCUGCUGUUAACCUCUGUGUCCUUGCAGGCAAAGCAACUUUCAUUCAAAGAAGAACAUAUUGGAGUUACUUAGGACAAUGCUUGAGAUGAUGUGCUUAUUCAUCUGACAAAAAGCAAACUUUACCCUUUGUGUUUCAUGUUGCAUUUUCUGUAAAUACAAAUCCUGUGUGUUUGUGGUUUGUGUGCAUGAGUACACAUGCAUGUUGAGUUAUCCUGUGAGAGGCGGGAGGCCACACAUCAGAGAAGAUAGAAGAGGACCAGUUUAUCAUGUUGAUAAAAGCAGUUACAUGGACCAACCUAACUGCUGCUAUUACAACGUUUUCUUUCAGCUAAUUCUAGUAAUGAGAUUUGAAUUAUUUUUGCAUUAUGGCUGUUGAAAUAUGGGCUACCAUACUUUCAUGAUCAGGGGAACCACAGUGUAAUUCCUGAAUUUCGAUUGCCUCCUCUUGUUGUUUUAUAGUGUUGAAGGUAAUAUGUCAGAAUAUGAAGUAGUGCUUGCAUUAAGUGAAGCAUAAUGAAGUAUCUCCAGGGACUAACGAUUCAUCUGUAUGCUCAGUUUGCAAGUCAUGCUCUGAUGGGUGUCAAGAGGGCAAACCGUUUGAGGAAUCAGCAAGUAGCCAUAAAUCAGUUGCUCAUGUUUCUUUAUGAACUUCCCUUAGCUGUCUCCUCAUUUCAUUCAUUCCAGAAAUGGAUAGAAUUCAUUAACCCUGAUGUAACAGCUUUAGUGUAUUUGACCCCUAACGCCAUCUGUGUAUUACAGUCAUGUCCUAAAUGUGAAUAAAGUGGGCAUAUUUAUUUCUAGUAUGUUUGAUAUGACUCUGAAUGUUGAAUCUAGCUGCUCUGUCUCCUAAAGGGGUGGAUCUUUAAUAUUUGAAUAUAAUUCUUAGAACUAGUUUUGAACAAUUUGCAGGUGUUGGGAUCCAUCAGGUCAGUUUAAACAAUGUUCCAGACUAGUGAGCUUAAUAUACUUCAAAAACUUAAUGGAAAUAAAAUCAGCAUUUUGGGGAAAUUUGCUUAUUUGCUUGUUGUGUCAUCUUGUCAUCUCUCAGAUAAAAAGUAGUUUUACCUAAAUGUCAAAAUAUUCCUUUAACUGUUGCUGCAUCAGUUGGUCUUUCAACCAGCACAAAGCAUAAAGCUAACUCGUUGUUACAUCAUGGAGGGAUCAUACAGCC
Scatophagus argus is the source of this 5509-nucleotide messenger RNA. It is a transcript of the gene nfascb, whose product is annotated as neurofascin homolog (chicken) b. NCBI's taxonomy places the organism in Eukaryota, Metazoa, Chordata, Actinopteri, Scatophagidae. Gene Ontology annotation, cellular component: plasma membrane; axon. Bases 715 to 4254 code for a protein of 1179 amino acids. The record is from RefSeq and is a predicted model, not a curated record. The transcript is spliced from 28 exons. Gene Ontology annotation, molecular function: cell-cell adhesion mediator activity. Gene Ontology annotation, biological process: homophilic cell-cell adhesion; dendrite self-avoidance; axon guidance.